Messenger RNA from Stegostoma tigrinum, 5119 nucleotides. Its product is annotated as GRAM domain-containing protein 2B. The transcript has 14 exons. Lineage: Eukaryota; Metazoa; Chordata; Chondrichthyes; Orectolobiformes; Stegostomatidae. Bases 599 to 1651 code for a protein of 350 amino acids. The record is from RefSeq and is a predicted model, not a curated record.
GUUGAACUGUUUCAAGCCUUUUGUUAAUACUGGUCUGCUGUUCACUACCUACUGUGUAGUGUUAGGCGAAAACACACAAGUCUUGAUUUGUACUGUUUGAGAAGAAUAAAUUAGACUACAGCGCAGAGAUGAUAAUGGGAACUGCAGAUGCUGGAGAAUCCAAGAUAAUAAAAAGUGUGAAGCUGGAUGAACACAGCAGGCCAAGCAGCAUCUCAGGAGCACAAAAGCUGACGUUUCGGGCCUAGACCCUUCAUUGAGGGGUCCAUACCAGAUUUAGGCCAUUCAGCUUAUUGUGCCUGCUCCACCAUUCAAUCAUGGCUGAUAUGCUUCUGAAAUCCACUCUCCUGCCUUUUCCCUGUAACCCUUGAUCCCCUAAUUAAUCAAAACCUAUCUCUCUCUGCCUUAAGAGAUAGUAGGAACUGCCAAUGCUGGAGAAUCGGAGAUAACACGGUGUGAAGCAGGAACCUUACCGCAAGAGUCCUAUUCAUUUCCCUGCCUGUAUUGCAUCUAGGAUUUGUAAUAGCUGCUUGCAAUUCAUGUUGUCUGUUUCUCUACACAAUAUAAAAUCUCAAUCUUGGUGAAUGCUUCAGCUCUUCUAAUGUUAUCAAGCAGCUGUCCUAAUGAGAUUGGACUGAUGGCUGACAAACCGAAGAAAAACAAAAAAAAGCUGCAAGCACAACCGAGGGUAUCAAGCUUGGAAACAGAUUCCACAUUGCCUGAGAUUCAGCAGAAGGAGAAAACUCUGCAACUCACCAGGUCAGUAGCCUUUGAUCUGUCUAGUACAAAAAACGAAGAUGAGCCAUUUACUGGGCGAAGACGAUCCUCCUGUGCUUCUGUUGUCAAGUUAAAUGCCACGUUUUACAAACAAUUUAAAGACAUAAAUGAGAAUGUGAUUGACAGUUUCAAAUGUGCCUUGCAUAAGGAAGUCCCAUACCAUGGCAAGAUGUAUGUGUCUGACAACUAUAUCUGUUUCUACAGCAACAUAUUGAAAGAAAUAAAGCUCAUUGUUCCUGUCACAAUAGUGAUUGCAUUGAAGAAGCAGAAUACCGCUCUCCUUGUCCCCAAUGCCUUGUGUAUCAAGACGAAAGAAGGAGAGAAGCAUCUGUUCGGAUCAUUACGGUCAAGGGAUGUGACAUUUAAAGUUCUGAAGAGCAUUUGUACCCAUCUUGAGAAUGGAAGUCCCACUAAUAGCCCUCGGAUUUCAAUAAACGAAAGCAGUUUUAGUACAGACUCCAAAAAUUCUCAGGAGUAUCGGUCCAGCUUUGAACAAAAAUGCUCAGAUCUGAACUCUAUUGAUUGUGUCGAUGCUGCCCCAGAGCCAAUACCAAAUACAAAUUUUGCUGACACAGAUGAGAAUGGGACCCUCCUUUGUAAGGAGAGCAAAGAACAAGAUGAUCAGCCUGAAGAAAGAACUUCAUGCUACAUUGGUAAUUCCUGGUUCCAGAAAGUGAUGAAAAGGAUGAAAUCAUUUGUUGCAUUUCAUGAAUCGACCACUUUUAACACACUCAUUAUCAUCUAUGUGCUGCUAGUACUACUAUUGCUGAUCUCUUCUGGUUACAUUGGCUUCAGAAUUGUGGCCCUAGAGGAGCAGCUGAUGUCUAUGGGGGCCUGGCCAGAGCUCCAUACGCACAAUCAAUAUAGAAAAACAUGAAGGUAGAAGAAUAACUGUGAGCAGCACCAUCUGUGUGUCCAAGGACUCCGAUCUGCUCAGAUGACUCUACAACAGGAUUAUGUGAAUUUCACUGUUUCACACAAAGCUUUCGGGCACCAGGGGAUAAUGUGUCUGUUGACUGUCAAAAAGAGCGAUAGUCUAAACUUUGUUUUUAGUCUGUAACAAACUAAAUGUUUUAGUGGUGCCCUCUUUGUACAGAGGGGGCACUUGUCAGAAAUUUGAUUAUUUUGUGGCAAGUACCACCUAUCAAUUCUAGAAAAGUGGAAACAUUUGGAAAUAGUGCAAUGAUUUUAAGUUGUUCCAGCCAGUAAACUCAGGAUUUAUCACUGAUUUGCCUCUCAGGUGACUAGCUGCUACUAUAAGAUGAUCUUGUGAACUAGCUAGCAUUGAAAGUAACCUUGAACCUUUUUGAUUUGAAAAUUUCAUGCUGUAAACAAUGUUUACACACACUGUUGUAUGAAAAAACAGUCCAUGACUUGCAUGAUUGGUUUGAUGUAGUACAAGGCAGAAGACACAAUCCAAGCUACUUUUCAAGCUUAAGCAUUAGGCACUCUGUAAGUUGGUCUCUAAGGUAAAUGACUGCAGAAUGGUAUAACUGGAAUUUGUGUGAGAUUAAUGAGAGCUGACUCAGUUUAUUCUGAUUUAAUGUCAUUGUGUUUUGACAGUGUAAUUUGUGCAGUACUCUAUCCCUGCAGUGUAUAAAAUUUAACAAAGGACAACUGUUAUAGCUGGUAGCAAAAGGCUGUGUAGGUGUAAACAAGAAUCUGUUACAGUUUUUCCAACACAUGAAAGAGUUCAUAUGCAGUACUGUCUUCAUUCAGAAAUAUCACAAAAAUAAAUAACUUUUAUGAGCUGAGCUUCAGUGGUUUGUUUCUUUGAAACAGGCCAUACAAUAUUUUGAUUAUCUUAACAUUGCAAUAUUGUACACUUUAGAGCUACCCUGUAUUAAAUUUGCAAUUGAUGUUGCAUACUGAUUUGGACAACAACAUUGUACAGCAGACGGUCAGGUCUCACCAGAUGGUGAGUUAUAAUCCCAAUCACAUGCUUUACUACUUUAUUACAGUCCCUCCUGCUCCUCUCUUUUUUGUUUUGUUCUGUUAUCGUUUGAUUUCUUCUUUCCCCUCCUCUUACUCUUGCCCUACCCCAGGCCUUCCCUUUUCCCUCCCCACCACCAUCUUUCCAUAUCAUCGCAUUUCUACCUUUUAUUCAAUUCUAAAGUCAAAUUCACCUUGAAGCAUUUACUCUCUCUCCCUCUGUGGAUACAUCUGGAACUGCUGGAUUCUUCCAGAAUUUAGUUUUUUUCUGGUUUUCAGCAUCCACAGUAUUUUGCUUUUAAUUUUUUACUUGUUUUGUUCCUUGAAUGUAUCCACAAUAUAAUCUCGUCUUUAUGGGUGAUAAUACAAUAUGCAUAGGAGAUAAACCUUUAACUUUGACUGUUGUGUAACAACAUAGACAUUGAGCUGCUAGUUGUCGAAGUUAAACAUUCUAACAUUGACACACUCCCUGUCAGUGAAGACACAUGGUUCUCCAUAAUUAUCAAAAUCAAAACAUUUUGACAACAGGAAAUCUAAAUCUACAGUCAAACCCAAACCGCAAGCAGCAAUGAAUCCAAACCGAACGGAUAAAAGCAACAAUUAAUGGAAUUAUACUGUAUGUUCAUCUUUAUCCUAGAAGAUUUGUUCUUAGUGAGUCAUUUUCUAAUUAAUUAAUUUAACCUAACUGUUGUGAAGUGGCGUCUGAUUUACUGUGUACUUUCAAUUUUAUCAUAAUUUAUUUUCUAUUUAUAGCUCAUGGCAUGUAAAUAAUUGAGAGUUUAAUGAACUCAAUCUGACAGCAUAUUAUCUAUUGAAUUUAUUACAUUGUCAGGUGUUGUGGAUCUUUCAUUUUAAUUCUGUAAUCUAGAGAGACUGGUAAUUUGCAGCAUAUUGCAAUUAUUUGUAUACUGAAAUGUUCAGAAUUGUACAAUCUUUAUUAUUUUGUACUUAUUUUAACGAGUGUUGGUGACCAUGUUGAGAGUUAUGAUUGUUCGUUUUAUUUGUAUUUUCAUCACAAUUUGGCAUAUAUUGCCAUCACGAUUUUUCAGUAUGUAUUUAUCAUUUAUUACAGAUUUCCUAGUCCUUCAUUUUAUCAAGACAAAGCAAUCUAGCAUGAUGUUUAAGGGACAGUGUCAAAGGGUGUGGUAGACUUGCUUUUGAUCCAUUAAAAGCUGGUUAGUGUUAUCUGAACCUUGUGUAUAGUAACCACAUAUCUUACUCCCACAUGUCAUUAUUGGUUUCAGUUUCUCACAUGGACUAUUGAAGCAGGGAAAAUAAGUAGAAACAGAAGGCUUUUGGAAGUGCCUCCACAUUAGUUCCAGUAAGAAGAAUAGUCACGAGCUGACGUGACAUAUAUUUUCAUUAAUAAUUUUCUAUAAUGACAGUUAUGUGGGUGCGUUCACAGCAUGCUCUCUCAAAUAGAGCUGUGACGUUUUUUCCUCCUUUUGCGUUUGUAGAAAGACCACAUUGUUCCUUGCAUUUAUGAAUCGCCCUCAGUCCUAAAGGCACAUGACAGCCAAUAAGCCUCUGCAGGUUGAUUUUUACAACUAUUAAUUUAUAUGCCAAAGACUCAAAAGGAGGAAACAUCUAAACAGCAGAAGUGUUCGGGAAUAAUUUCCCACUACAGAUUAGAUUCCCUACAGUGUGGAAACAGACCCUUCGGCCCAACAUGUCCACACAGCCCCUUGCAGCAUCCCUCCCAGACCCAUCCCCCUAUAACCCACACAUCCCUGAACACUACGGGCAAUUUAGCAUGGCCGAUUCACCUAGCCUGCACAUCUUUGGACCGGGGGAGGAAACCGGAGCACCCGGAGGAAACUCCCACAGACAUGGGGAGAAUGUGCAAACUCCGCACAGACAGUUACCCGAGGCUGGAAUCGAACCCGGGUCCCUGGCGCUGUGAGGCUGCAGUGCUAACCACUGAGCUACCGUGCCGCUGUGCAUUAGUAGUAAUGAACUGAUGUAAGGGACACAGUUUGUGUGGAGGAUGAUAAAUAUAAAUCUGACCUUAUCUGAGAAAUUACCCAGAUUCUUCUUCAAACAAUAAAGCAAUUCUCUCUCGCUCUCUCCGGACCAUUUUCACCAAUUUUCAUUGCCAGAAUGGUGCAAGAAAGAUAUAAAUGACGCAGGAAACCUGUCUCUUUACUUGGUUUCAAAUCAUUAAUGUUACACCAAUUCUGUGCUCUCAACAUCUCACAGGAGAGUUAUUGGAAUGAUUAGGAAAAUGUGAAUAUUUUAAAAACUGUUGGUUCUCCAGAAAUAUAACUUGUCCAUUAUAUUUGUGUUUAUGCUAGUAAGAAUACACUAUCCGUAUUUUAAUGUAUUUGAGUAAUGAGAUUCUUUGGAUUUAAAAAGGUGCUCUUGUUUUGCUUGAAGAGGAAUGUUGGAAUGAUUGUAUCAAAUCUGCACUAAU